UGGUGUUACAACUUACAACACGGUUGACUUGACUUACAUUCCCAUUCUCCAUUCACCUUCUUCUCAUUCCACUUUCUUUUCAUAUCUGCCUUUACAGUUUUCAUAUCCUUUACUUACUCACAAUAUGAGUAUUAGUUUUGAGACAUUCACGUGGAAAAUCCAAAACUUCUCUAAACAGAACAUCAAGAAUCUACAAUCCAAGGCUUUCCGUAUAGGACAUCAUAAAUGGAGGAUCCGUUUGUAUCCAUUAAGGAGGGACGUUAACCAUUUCUCGUUGUAUUUGAUGGUUGCGGAUUCUCUACCGGCUUAUGGUUGGAGCAGAAACACAUAUUUCAAGUUGAUUCUUACAAAUCAGGUUGAUGCCAACAAGUCAAUUGUAAAGGAGACUCAGCAGAAGUUCAAUGGAGGAUAUCGCAGUUGGGGCUCAACAUUCCUUACCCUCAGUGACUUCUAUGAUCCUAACCAAGGGUAUCUAGUCAAUAACACAUGUAUCAUUGAAGCUCAUGUUUGUGUUUCUGAUGUUCCGCCUCAUGCUAUCAAAUUAAGAAAAACCAGCAGUAGCAUUAGUCCAGCAAGUGACUCUAUCUCUAUCUUGCUUGAUGAUCAAGAAACAGAAUCAACAGAUGGGAGCGAGACACUUACUUCCGCGACCUGCAGGUCUAGUCGAACUGAAGAUGAAGAUGAAUUUUCAGACUUAACACUAAAGGACAUCAUAAAUUUGGACAGUUUUGGUAAAGAAGAAGCAUCUUUUGUUCCAUUGGUGGAAGAUGCCUGCAUGUGGCAUCCUGAUCUAAUACAGAGCCAGAGGAACCGAAGCGAACGAUUCAAAAUAUGGGCAUUCACAUCUUUAGGCCAAGUUCUGCAUUUCCUCAAGACAAGCAAGGUGAAGGACAUGGAUGAAGAUGGUUGUAAUUAUCUGAAAGAUUUAUGGGAGGAGCUUGUUAGGUCCUCAGGAUUCAACUUAACUUGGUUGGAGCCUUAUGUUCAAUCUGCACUGGGAAUGAAGUCUCAUUUGGAAAGAGCAGCGGGUAUGGAUGAUUUAAGUGACAAUUUGGUUGCCAUUGAGAUCAAGAUGAAGAAUCUGAGGGGAGAACUUGCUGCUGCAGAAGCUGAGUUUGUGGAAGCAAGGAAAGCUUUGGCUGAGGCAAGAAAAGGUUACAAAGAGAUAGAUAUGAAUGAUGUGUUAGGCUAUUCCAUGUUUUAGGUAAACAAUAGUGUUAUUUGGACCCUCUUCAUUCCUUAUUCAUCCACUUUUAGUCCCAAAUCAUGGUGGGAGAUAGAAAAUUUAGCUGCCUUCUAUGUUAAUGUUGCAAGUGCAAGAAGUAGUGUAUAAAAUUAGUCUCACAUUGAAGAAAGUAAAGAAGAAUGAGGAGUUUAUAAGAUGAGAAACCUAUUAAUUUAUUGCCUCAAGAUUUGAGUUAGAUGUGAUUUUUUCUCAUGUUAUUAUUCUAAAAUGUGAAUUUGAACAAAUUUGUAUCUC
This is a messenger RNA of Arachis duranensis, 1480 nucleotides long. Its product is annotated as MATH domain and coiled-coil domain-containing protein At3g58410. The coding region runs from base 125 to 1204 and encodes 359 amino acids. NCBI's taxonomy places the organism in Eukaryota, Viridiplantae, Streptophyta, Magnoliopsida, Fabales, Fabaceae. Gene Ontology annotation, molecular function: protein binding. The record is from RefSeq and is a predicted model, not a curated record. The transcript is spliced from 3 exons.